UCCUGUUAAUCUGUUGCACAGGACAAGCUCUCGCUUCCAGCUUCCAGCUCCUGUGUUUCUGCCACAGCUCCUCUGAGCUUCAUAACCACAUGUUGCUGUGCUGAUUGACUGCAUUAACGUUCCUCCAGCUGCUUCUAUAUCUGUCGGUCUCUUUGCCUCCCUCCCAUCUUUGUUCUGCUCAGUUGUUGUGUUCACCUCCAAGAGGUAGAGAGCUUUUCGGAGUUGCAGCCGAUUAUUUUGGACAUCACUAAUGCAGAGAGAGAAUUGCGACCGCUGCAGAUGUGAGCCUUUUUAGCGAAACAUCACCUAUCGCCCCCUUCUCUGCAUGCGUGAAGCUGUACUGGACAGAACCACCAUCAUGCCAGGCCUGAUCAACAAGAGCAAACGGAGCGCUCUGCCUCUCAGUGUCUCAGACAUCACUUCCUGUGUCAGGGGUUACACCCUGGCAAUGACGGCCUCCUUGACCUAUGAAAACAUUGAAGAUCACCCCGUCGAGGGAAUCUUUAUAUACCCUCUGGAUGAGUGCAGCGUGGUGGUUGGAUUCGAAGCGAUGAUUGGCAGUCAGAUAAUAACCGUGCAGGUCAAAGACAAAACGAAAAUCGAUGACUGUUACUUUGAUUGCUGCAAUGCCAGUGGAGCCCCGCAGAGUGGAGGUGGACAUAUCGUUAUGGAUGAGGAUCAGGAGAGGACAGUGCUGGUGGUCAGUCUGGGGGUCAUUCCCCCUUUGGAGACCAUUAAUAUACUGGUCAGCACGUCCUCAGAGCUCAGCACACUCCCUAACGGUGGAAUUCGGGUAACCUCACCACCCGUCUGCUCUCCAAGAGUCCAACGCUCUGUCAAAGAGGAGCAGGCGUUUUCGCCCAGCACUUCUAGGAGGAGGGAUCAGCAUCAUUGUGCACAGGGAGCACACGAGCAGGCGGCCUCAGGUGUGUGUUUGGCUGCUCUGUUGGAGGAAGAGGCCAUCAACUCCAUUGACUAUGAGUUCAACUUCCAUCUUGAGAUCAGAGGACCAUAUUUACUUGCAGGUGUGGAGAGCCCCUCACAUGCCAUCCGGGCGGACGCGGACCCUUCGGCUCGCUCUGCCACCAGUAUUGUGGUCACACUGGCAGACAAGUACACCUACGACUGCCCUGUGGAGAUACUGAUCUACCCCAGUGAGCCCCAUCUGCCACACGUUCUCAUUGAAGACGGAGACAUGACGCCGGAGGAAUACGAUGAGCAUCUGAAAGGACGGAGCGACUACAUAAAGGCCACGAAGAAGGACUGCAGUAAUGAAAAGACAGUGGACAUCAUUCGGAAGAGGCUUCAUAAAGACAUCCUUCACAACCCCGUGGUCAUGCUCAACUUCUGCCCAGACCUCCGCUCGACAACCUCUGACCUGCGGAGCGUCCAGGGGGAAUUCAUCUUCCUCAUUGACCGCAGUGGAAGCAUGAGCGGGGUCAACAUCAAUCGAGUUAAGGAUGCAAUGGUCGUGAUUCUGAAAAGUCUUUUCCCAGCAUGCUUAUUCAACAUAGUGGGCUUUGGAUCCAAGUUCAAAACGCUGUUUGCUACCAGUCAGAGCUACGAUGAGGAGAGCUUGGCGUUGGCUUACGAACACGUGAAGAAGAUCCGGGCUGACAUGGGCGGCACAAACAUACUGGCUCCUCUCAACUGGAUCCUACGGCAGCCCAUGCAGAAAGGCCAUCCUCGCCUGCUCUUCCUCCUGACCGACGGAGCCGUCAGUAACACGGGGAAGGUUAUUGAGUUGCUCCGCAGCCAUGCCAGGUUCACCAGGUGUUACACAUUUGGUAUAGGCCAGGGUGUGUGCAGGAGGCUGAUUUUAGGACUGUCCGCCGUUUCCAGAGGCACAGCAGAGUUCUUGGCAGAAGGGGAACGACUGCAGCCCAAGAUGAUUAAGUCGCUGAAGAAGUCCAUGACAUCAGUACUGACUGACAUCUCCAUUGAGUGGCUGUAUCCAGAGACAAAGGAGAUCCUGCUCUCUCCAUUGGGGGCGACCUGUCUGUUCCCGGGUGACCGGCUGAUUGGAUACAGUGUGGUCUGUGAUACCUCCCGAUAUCACUCCAACCCCAAAUCAGACAAACGGAGACGAUACAGCAUGAUGCGUUCCAACGAGUCCGCCAGUUCCGUGUUCUAUCACUCUCAAGAGGAGGAUGCUGGGAAGUUUUACUGUGACGGUCAGGGGCCACACAGGGACAAUCAAGUCGGCUCGCUGUUUGACAGUUGCCAGGAGACCACGUCUGAGAGCAGUCCUAUUGCCACAGAGCAAGACAUUAUGGGAACUGACACAAGCACCUCUCCGAGAAGACGUGCUUAUAGCACCAAUCAGAUCGUAGAUUACAACCCAGUGAAGAAGGCCUACACCCCCAGUGACCCCAGCUCAGUGGUGGGGAAAAACCCUCUUAGACGAGCAAAAGUCCAGGAGCUCAUCGGUCAGACUCAUCCUGACUAUGGAGCUCAGUGGAAAAUGGACUACCAGCCACAGUUGGCCAGCCUGUGUGCCACGUCUUCAAGAGGACGUCCCAUACCUGCUCACAAACCUCCAGUGCAGCAACAAGAGGGUCUCCAGGGGGAGUCGAAGGCAGAUCAGACCCACCAUGGCCCCUCUGCACAGGGCCCUGUGGUGGAAGACGGCUCCAGGUCUUCAACAGACAGCCCUUCUCUAGGCAGCACCGGCGAUGCGGAUGGAUACACACAUCAGCUUUGCGAAGUCGAAACACCCCAAGAUCCUCACGCACCAGAAUUCAAGGCCAGUCACGGAAAGGGAGAUUGCAAAGCAGUCGUGUCAGGACUGCUGUGUGGGAAACCCAUGAAAUGGGAGGUGAUCUUUGACAUUCAACCUUUUCUAAAAGGUCGAGAGCGGGAGGAAAAAGUUCACGAGGACCUGUGGAACGAAACCUUUCAUCACUUGGCAGGACGCUCCAUUAUUAAAGACUUUGAACAUAUGGCGGACAAAGAGUGUGAGAUUGAGCAUGGUUCUGGAAGAAGGUACCAGCUUUACGCCAUCCACACGAGCAAAGCCUGCAACAUCUUGAGCAAAUACACAGCGUUUGUACCUAUCGAUCUGGACAGCAAUGAAUACUUACCCACCUACGUUGAGUACAGCCACCCUGGGGAGGAUCAUAAACGAAGUUCGCACUGCAGUUCUCGUUCCGGCAGCAGGAAGACCCGUGGCUACUCUGUAGGUCUGGGUCGGUCACAGUCAGGAGGUUUGUCUGGGCAAGAUGAUGCAGCAUUAUCCUACAAUGUAGACGAUGGAUCCCAGUCCCCCAGCAAAACUCCCUCCUCCUCCAGUUGGGAACGAUGUAGCUCUUCUGAAGCCUCUCAAAGGAGUCCGUCGGUGACCUCCGACCACUCGCAGAGAUCAGUCGAGAGCCUUUUCUCUGCCAGCAAGCUGAGCCUGAGCAGGACGCGUCUGCUGACGAAAGCGGCCAGGGGAUUCAUGAGCCGGUCACAGAGCAAAAUCAGCAACUCAGUGGGCGAGAGCGAAAAUGACAACAAGGACUACAUCCCUCUGGUGUCAUUGCAGCUGUCCUGUGGGGCGUUCAUGUUGGACAGUGCCUUGUGUGACGCCAUCAGCGUGCCCAUGGACAAGCUGAAGUGGACGUCACCCUUCACCAGCCACAGAAUCAGCCUUACCCACGUGUCCCACUCCAGCUCCCGGCGCUCCGAGAGCCUGGAGGUCCACCGUGGCUCCUCACCUCCUCCAAAAGACUCAGACUUGAACUCUGAAUGUGAGGAGCUGAUUUCCCGCACGUCCUCAUCCUCUUUCCAGGCCCGAAGCCCUCGGAUGGAGGGCGAGCCCUCGCUGCUGGGCAGCUUCUCGUCGAUGUCGACCGAAGCCCCGCCCUCGCCCAUCAACUCAUUGUAUGACAGCGGACGGGGGUCUGAGUCUGAAAUUGCAGAGAUGCCCCUGUCUGGUUCGCCUGGGAGCCUGCAAAGGGCCGUGCAAGACCCGGAGGGGAUGGUGUGGGCCACUGCAGUAGCUCUGGCCUGGCUGGAACACAGCUCAGCCAGUUAUUUCAUAGAGUGGGAGCUGAUCGCAGCCAAAGCAAGCAUGUGGCUAAAUGAACAGAUCAUCCCAGAGGGCCGAGACCUGGCGUCGGUCAAAGCCGCAGCCAAUCAACUCUUCAUAAUCCUCAGACACUGGGACGAAAACCUGCAGCUCAACAUGCUCUGCUACAACCCCAACAGCAUGUGAGUCCUUAUAGGGUAGGGACUAAACUUCAAACUAUGCUAAACGAAAGUUUUACUCUCCUUGAUUUGUUUUAAUGUUUAUUGUGUGGGUUUUGUUUUAGUUUUAUGAAUAGAAAUCGUAUUUCAUUACCAUCCACCCAAAGGCCAGAAACAUACUUUUGCGCAGGUACGUAGAUGCUAAUGUAUUGCAAGCUUCCUAUUGUGCAUAUGUAACUUGCGUUCUUGCGUUAAUGUGGCAGUAACAAACCUGUAAAAGACUGUAUCCACCUCAGAGUAAAGCCCGGUUCACAGCGACUAAGUGACAUGAUCCCAUUUAUUUCACUGGAGAGCUGGCAGUUUCUGGCGACACGAGCAAUAGUGACCAGCAACUUGGAAAAUUAUGUUUAACUUUAUGCAAAUAUAGAGCGACUUUCGAGAACGACAGCCAAUAGGAGUGAAGUCAGAUGGGGAAGUUAAUUUUAGCAGUCAGCAACUGCUCCCUAUAAUUUAUAGCCACGAUGGCAAAGAGCACUUGCUGUUUCUCGUUAAUCUUUAAUAUUAAGCAUUUUAUGUACGGCUGCACGAUUUAUCGCACUAUACGAAAAAUAGCAUUAAACUUAAACGCGAUUAUCACUUAAAUGUGAUACUUAAUGCGAUUAUGAAAUCACAAAGGCUGCGAUUGUUUUUUUUGUUUUUUUUGCACAGCUUGUCAAUGAAGUAUGGCUCCAAAUGUUAAUCCAUCUGAAAGCACUGCGAGUUUGAGUCACUUAUAAUGUACAUUUGAAAAAACAACACGUGUCAAACAUCUUUCCAAACAUGAGAAGCAUUUAUUAACAUCUUGUCCAACAAAAGACAACAUUUAAUAACAUGUUUUUACUCCAAACUCACUUCAUAAUGACAGUUGAGCAUCUCUCUGUGAGAUGAUGUGGCUUCUUACACAGAAUAAGGCAGUCGUGUGUUUAUUAGCCAUGUGUAAUCAAUCAAAGCAUUUCAAUCUUCGGCAACUGAUUCGUGGAAUACCAUUUGUAAAUGUCAUUCACAAGCAUUACUAAGCAACCAGUAGCGGGAACGCCCACUAGCCGAGUUUUAUUUAAAUUUACAAACAUAUGUUUUUAAAGGGGGGGUAUCACACACAGUUUCUGCCAAUCUCAUGUUAAUCUCAUGUUAAUCUUGAGUACCUAUAGAGUAGUAGUGCAUCCUUCAUAUCUCCAAAAAGUCUUUAGUUUCAUCAUAUUUAUAAAAGAUAGAUAUGCUGUACCGAGUCUUUCCAAAAACAGCCGAGCGCCUGGAGGCAUGGCGUAUGAGCGGAGCUAAAGAGUGACAAGCACGCACAGCUUUUGCGUAGCGAUCGUCUGCAAGCCAUUAAUGGUCAGCUAAACAAAUGUAUUUAAACACACACAAUACACAAUCGCAUUAUCCCUGGAUAACUUUUGAAUCACUAUAAUGAAUAUAGCGUAUAGUGAAUGAUGAAUAAUGAAUUUAUGAAUUCACUACGUUCGUGUUGUUUACAUUAUAUGCACUUAGGCGCCUAUUGCCAACAAAACAGACAUUUGAAGCAGUUUUACUCACCACCUGCAGGUCCGACUCAUGACCAGGAUCAUUAUCGCUGUGACCGCUCCAUGUUUCAAUUUCAAACGAUCUGUAAAUCCAGUGUAGAACUGGGCCUUGUUUAUAAAACCAUAAGCACCGAUCCUGAGGGCUCGAGCAGCCAUGGAAAAACACGAGAUAUUCUCCAUUCAUUUUAACCAAUAAAAAAGUGAUUGCAACUAUCAGUUUCUAUGGUUAUUUUAAUAACAAAUAUCAAGAGCGCAUCAAUGUAAUGCGUGAGCACAAAACUCUCAGCUCCACUUAACGCUGGGUUCUUUGGGAAGCAAGGUUAUCUUUCCCUCACAACCAAAAACACACUUAUUUGGUGACAUUGUUGAUUUCGUGAAGUCCUGUGCAGCGCUGCCGACGACUUCCAUAAAGCCGAACGAAGCACAUUGAUGGGCAUGCUCUUACUCUCUCGCUCUGGUCGACGUGUGCACGCGCUCUUCCGGGAGAAGUGCCCGUACAAGGAAUUCCGACCUUCUUGACGUCACACAGGCACAUACUCGAAAAAAGACUGCGAAGUUCAUGAGGAUUUGGAACAGUAUUUUUGGCACAGAAAUACUCCGUCAUUCGUCCAACUCGUGUUUUGAAACUUUGGCCAUGUUUAGCAUGAGAAUCCAACUCUUUAACAGUGUAAAUAAGUCAUGAAAUAGCAUUAUACCCCCCCCUUUAAUAGUUUUAGCUUUAGUUAAACCCUGUUGCAACCAGUGUUGAGUGUAAUUAAUUACUAAGUAAUCUAAUUACGGUAAUGUAAUUACUUUCCCCUUGAAAAAGUAAAGUAAAGGAUUACUCUUAAUUUUUCUGUAAUGUAAUUACAAUUUCUUCUGAUGUAAUUGCAUGAAAUACUGUAUAGACUAUAGAACAAUUCUAUAUAAAACAAUAGUGGAUUUAACAUCAAAAUGUAAUGUUAAUGUAUGUUUUUAAUGUAACCUCCUUUUAAAUACUUCGGUCAGUUCAAGAAUAAUUUAUGCAAUUGUAUAUUGUUUAUUCUAAAAAAAUCAAUAGUGUAGUUUCGUGUCUGUCCUUGUAUUGUUCAACUGGUUGAAGUUGAUAUGGGAUUUAGAAAGUAAUUAGUAAUAAGUAAUCCAAUACUUUUUAGAGAUUAAUUAAUACAGUAAUCUAAUUACACUGUUUAAGAUGUAAUUAGCAGCUAGUAAUUAAAGGGAUAGUUCACCCAAAAAUGAAAAUUCUGUCAUCAUUUACUCCCCCUUAAGUUGUUCCAAACCUGUAUAAAA
Molecule: messenger RNA, 6998 nt
Organism: Ctenopharyngodon idella (grass carp)
Lineage: Eukaryota; Metazoa; Chordata; Actinopteri; Cypriniformes; Xenocyprididae
Gene: vwa5b1
Product: von Willebrand factor A domain containing 5B1
Exons: 22
Coding region: 326-4198 (1290 amino acids)
Source: RefSeq, a predicted model, not a curated record